This is a messenger RNA of Colletotrichum aenigma, 3663 nucleotides long. It is a transcript of the gene RAD53, whose product is annotated as Serine/threonine-protein kinase RAD53. NCBI's taxonomy places the organism in Eukaryota, Fungi, Ascomycota, Sordariomycetes, Glomerellales, Glomerellaceae. Gene Ontology annotation, cellular component: cytoplasm. Gene Ontology annotation, molecular function: ATP binding; protein binding; protein serine/threonine kinase activity. The record is from RefSeq and is a predicted model, not a curated record. Gene Ontology annotation, biological process: peptidyl-serine phosphorylation; autophagy. The transcript is spliced from 3 exons. Bases 1 to 3663 code for a protein of 1220 amino acids.
AUGGAGGGUGAUGGGUCGCAGCCGACCCAAGCAACCCAGAAUGUCCUCGAUCCCAGGCGCAUAGGCAAGCAGAACUCGGGCUUCUCAGAUGAGGAUAUCUCCGACAUCAUCUGCUUGCUCUACCCACACUCCGAUUUCGCCCGCCGAGAGAUCCAUCGUAUCGCCAGGGAACAUUCGCCUCAUAUCAUAGUGCGAGCAGAGGCAGAUGCUGUGGAGCCUGACUACGAGCAGGAAGACAGGGCCGACCAGUUCCAGCUGACACCUCCGAAUUCCGAAUAUGCCGUGAUCCUGAGGUUGUCGGCUCAAACGAAGGAUCCCCUCAAUGGGUUUCUGUUUGGCCGCAACGUCACUCGCUGCGACAUAUGUUUUGCCAACGACCCGAUGAAGCGUUUGAGCAAUGUCCACUUUCGCAUCUACGUCAACUCGUACGGAGUCGUCAUGCUCGAGGACCAGUCCACGAACGGCACCUUCGUCGACGGCACCCUGCUGCGCGCCAAGUCCAAGGCCCCAAACGAGAAAUGCGACACGAGGAGGGUCCUUAGUCACGGCUCCAAGGUCAAGAUUCUAAUGCAUCAUGAGGCUCACGACCUCGAGUUUUUGGUUAGGUUACCCAAGAGGCAGGGCGAAUAUGAUCGGGCGUACAUCUCAAAAUUGGAGGAAUACUUUGACAAUAUGGAGCGCUUGCGUCAAAAGCAGAAUGAGACCAUCACCCCUGGUCCAGGCGGUCACGUCGACCUCUUCAAUGCACCUAGAAGACAGCAAAAUGCCGUGCCGCGGAGGAUAGCGUUGCCAUCCGGACCGACCCAGAGCAAUACAGAGAGGUUCUCGAGGGAAUGGGAUGGAUCCGGCAAGUACAACCGCAUCAAUACGAUUGGUAAGGGAGCAUUUGCCGUAGUAUACAAGGUCACCUCCAAAUUUGACGGCAACCCCUAUGCUGCCAAAGAGCUCGACAAGCGUAGAUUCAUCAAGAACGGGGUUAUGGACCAGAAGGUGGAAAAUGAGAUGAAAAUCAUGCAGAGGCUUGAACAUCCAAACAUUGUUCGAUACAUCGAGCACUUCGACUGGGAAAACCGUCUAUUUAUCAUCAUUAUGGAGUUCGUUGGCGGCGGCGACUUGGGGAAGCUCAUCAGCACCAGGGGGCCCUUACAAGAGAAAUCUGUGAAGCAGAUGGCAUCUCAACUGCUGAGCGCUUUGGCACACUUGCACGAGAAUCACAUCACCCACAGAGAUGUCAAGCCCGACAACAUUCUGAUUCACUCACUGUCUCCAUUCGAUGUGAAGCUGACCGACUUUGGGCUCUCGAAAAUGGUGGACAACGAGCAAACUUUUUUGCGGACCUUCUGCGGCACACUGCUCUACUGCGCACCAGAAGUAUACUCGGAGUACGCUGAAUACGAUGAUCAAGGGCGUCGGCACCCGCGCAACAGGGUCAAGCGCGCUGCUGUAGGGCAAAGAUAUGACCAUGUCGUCGACGUCUGGUCGCUUGGUGGAGUUUUGUUCUACGCCCUCACUGGCUAUCCGCCGUACCCCGUUAAGAACGGUGUGAGCCACUCGGAGUUGCUUCACACCAUCAUGACGCAGCAACUUAACACGACGCCGCUAGUGAGGGCCAACAUUUCUCAGGAGGGCAUCGAGUUUCUUCGUCUGAUGCUGGAGAAGCGACCGGAAUGCCGUGCGACGGUCAAGGACUUGCAGUCCCAUCCAUGGCUGGGGGCUUUCCGAGUCAAGUCGCAGCCAAGCAUCGACCAGUCAUUUGAUGAAAUUACGGAUGAGGAAGAGGAGCUCCAGAUCAACGCCUCACAGCUCAGCUUGCAAGACGGACAAUCCCGCACGCUGGCUGACGAGGAACCGCAAUUCGAGGAUGUAGUCGACGACGACAUUGUAGACGACUUCAUAGAGGAGGAUUCCGAAAAGGAGAACGGCACGUUCGGGCCUCCUGGGCAAGGAGCUCAGCCGAAAUUGUUCGGGGAAGUCAAUGUGUCGGCUGUUGGAAGUUCCGGGGUAAUACCAGAGGACCGCCUCAACCUGGGCGAGUCGAGUAUUAUUAGCGGUGAAAGCCUGGAGACGGAGAUUCGGGACAGCUAUGACUCGGGAGACGUCUCGACCAUUAUCGGACAGAAGCAUCCCAGUAGUGGGGCAAGACUAUCCGUCUCUGCUGCCGAAGGUCAGUCCGUGGAUCAACUGCAAAGCUUGGUCAGGAAUGUCGCUUCGCAGAGCCUCGGUGCUACGGAGGCUGAUUUCCAGAUGAUAUCUGCAGCAACUUCGCAGGUAAACGGCACAUUCUACACCGCCAGCAAAAGGAAGCCGUCAUCUGUCGACACAAGCGAUGAGUUCGAACCAAGACCUCGGGAGAAGCCAGCCUUCAAACGCCUAAAGUCUGAAGGGAAUCUUGAUGCCCUGGUGGACCAAGAGAUGGAGGAGUACAAGCUUCUUGCUUCAGUGCCACAAAUCAAGAGACUCGAAUCCGGGCGUCAAAUCGACAAGCCUUACAACAAGAUUGGCUUCUGGGGAAGCAACCUCGCCAGCUGGCAUCUGAGAUAUCCCGAGAUGACCCAGCUCCAAUAUGACAUGUUCGACCGAGCAGCUCAAUCACGGGGCGAAAAGUUCGAGCCUGGCCAGUCGCCCCUGUGGGAAUUGGCUUUCAAGUACUUCCCUCCAAGCAACGGCCUGCCAGCGCUGCACGUCAACGAAGCGUCAACCAUCAACGACACAAAGACAAUGCUGAAGCGGGACGAUAGAAAGGUUUUGGACGGAGCUGAGUGGGACAUUCCUGCCACGGCACCCCCGGCGGAAGAGGAUUCGCUUCCAGAUACCUUGCCUCCAGAAACCCAAAACAUCAUCGUUCCGAUACAGGAGAGGACGAGGACGAAGCGAGCCGUUGCUGUUCUCGAGUCAUCGCCUGGAUCGGUCGUUUCUGGAAUCUCUGUCCCAGUUAAUGAAAUCGUCAUGUCUUGGGGCAGAGGACCGGAGAACAUGAUUAUAUAUGAUCCAAAGACGGAGAUAAGAGUUCCAAAAUACGCAGCCAAGAUCGUCUUGUGGAAGGAUGGCUUUGACCCCAACAGGUGGCGACGGGAACAGCCUUGGGACAAGAACGACACCGGGGCUGGCUAUACAUUUUAUCUCUCGACAAAAGCCACCAACGGCGUUCUCCUCAACGGCUACGGUCUUCCGUCGCACGACUGCAAGAACCCCACCGGUGCAGCUCGCAACUGGAUACCCAUCUACGAUGGCGACGAGAUUGUUGUUUGGGGAACGCCUGCCGAUACAAGUCAGACCAAAGUCACCUUCCGGUGCUUCUGGGGCGACUCGUCCCGGCCUCGCCCGGAAGACGUACCCCUCCAACGUGUUUCCUCAUCGACGGCGCGUAAGCUGGACGAGGCCAGCGCCAAGGCUGAACGGCGAAUCCGGACAGACGCGGAGAAGAGUCGGCUUCUGAGCGAGGCGGCCGAGGAGCAUGGCGAGAGACGAGCUAACAUUGAGAGGGAGCGCGAGCGCAGUCGCUUCUUUGAGGAGAAGCGCCUCGAGGCUGUAAGGUACGUGGCGCUCAGGACGGCAUCCAGACGCGGAUCGCCGGCCAGCGCGCCCCCGACGGCCAUGAGGGGGCAGACACCAGGUUUGGGAGUUCCGUCGCCACUACAGGAUUCCCAGAGCCCACCCAAAUAG